This is a messenger RNA of Zychaea mexicana, 2259 nucleotides long. Its product is annotated as fungal-specific transcription factor domain-containing protein. The transcript is spliced from 3 exons. The record is from RefSeq and is a predicted model, not a curated record. The annotation marks the transcript as partial. Gene Ontology annotation, molecular function: zinc ion binding; DNA-binding transcription factor activity, RNA polymerase II-specific; DNA binding. NCBI's taxonomy places the organism in Eukaryota, Fungi, Mucoromycota, Mucoromycetes, Mucorales, Lichtheimiaceae. Gene Ontology annotation, biological process: regulation of DNA-templated transcription; DNA-templated transcription.
AUGUCGUCCUUUUUUGUUUCAGAGAACAAUGGCGCUUCGCAGUUACCAGAACCAACACGUCCAAAGCGCCCGAGAUCUAGUUUAGCGUGCAUCCGUUGUCGAAAGAAAAAAGUAAAGUGCGACUUUGUCCAACCAACGUGCAACCGAUGCGCCGCUGCAGGACUUCCGUGCAGUUAUGCGACACCCCCGCGACGAGUAGACGGCCAUGCUUUUGACCAACUAGGCAACCACGUUGAAGAACUCAAGGAGCGCAUGCAGAAGAUGCAAGCAGAGCUGGCAUUGAUGAAACACAAUUUGCAUCCUUUUUCGCCCACUCCUACUUUGUCAGCUACUUGUGCCAGCAACGACCCAACGAAUCUUCAUGAUAGUACGGCCGUAUCUGUAGUAUCAACAAUGGCCACACAAAUACCCUUGACCAUUCCUCCAUCGCUCUCUCAACCAUCAGUCACCUGGAAACUAUCGCUUUCACCCUCCGGCCUACGUAUUGAUACCAACAUUGCAAGCGUGGCAGACCUUUAUCGAAUCCUUCUCAACGGUAUCAGCCAGCUCAAUGUUACCACAGAUCCAUCCAUCAGCUUAUUUGGCACACCAGAAGCUAUCAAAGGGGUACGUGACAGACGAAGACACAUCAACGAUGAUGGCGGGUCAAUUGAUGAUUGUAAUGACAACAGCAACACAUCGACGCGGUUAUCACAUCAGAGUGGUGGUAAUGCUAGUGGCGGACGCGUUUGGGAAGUGGAUGAGAACGAGGCGCGUAAACUUCGCAAAGUAAAGGUGCAUUUACUACCAAAAACCAAGAUGGACCAUCUGAUGCAUACAUGCUAUAACUCGUGUUUUGUGGCCUACCAAAUUGUCGACAAGGCUGCUUUUACGCGACAAUACAUCAAUGAAGAGUUAGACCCUUUGCUCUCUAACUCAAUCAAUGCAUGGAUGUCCAAACAUGGGUGUAUCUAUCACGGGGUAGAAGAAGCAUAUGAUCCGGUAACGAUGGGCGAAGAAUACUUUAACAAUGCCCGGCAGUUGCUCAAAAAGUGCUUUGACAUCAGCAGCCCGACGACAAUCCAUGCGCUUCUGCAUCUUUACAUGUAUCAAUUGAAUAGCGAACGUUCCAAUAUGGCCUACCUGUACAUUGGACUGGCGAUUCGAAUGGCGCAAGAUUUGAAAUACCACAAAAAGGAUUACAUGUCGAGCGAUAUGCAGCAACGAGAAACAAACAAACGACUCUGGUGGUCAGCGUACUGGUUAGAUUUGUCUGCCGCACUUGAAUCCAACAGGCCGACAAUGGUAGAUGACAAGGACUGUGAUGUGGACUAUCCUGCAAAGCUGGAUUCAGAAGAUGAAGAAACCGGUUAUCGUCUCAGUUUCUGCACAUGUUCGAUCAAGCUGAUGCGGAUUCGAAAGGACAUUACCAAACAUUUGCCGGUUGAACAAUCGGGUCAGUCGCUUUUAUCUGCCAUAUCGCGGUUAGAGAAUACUUUGACACACUGGUUGAAUGAUCUGCCACGAGCCUUGCGAUUCACUGAAGAGCAGCAGCAACAAUUUAAUAAAGACAGCAACAGCGAUCAGGGGUCGUCAACAUCAUUUAGACGAGACGCAAUGCUUAUCCUCAAUGUCCAGUAUCAAACGACUUGGAUCAUGCUACACCAGCUGUUCCUUCCUAAGCAAGGCCAUGCAGCUACUCCCGUUGCGCUUUUGUCUCUCAACAUCUGUACGAAAUCUGCCAACGCGAUCACCAAAAUGCUUGCAACUCAACGUUUGAAAUGGUGUCAUUUUGGGUUUGCGUUGGACGGUGUUAUUGCAAGCGUGGCGAUCCAUCAGCUCAACGCACUCUCCAACGAAACAGGUGUCGCCUGCCUAGCACAGCGCAAUUUGAUCAUUACGGCCGAUUUGCUGAGAAACUGUCCGUUGAUCUACAUGGACAGAAUCAACAGUAUCAUUGAAAGUAUCCAAGCGUUUUUCAAGAAAAACAACUUGUCAGAUAAUCUCAACGACGUACCCCCUGUCAACGAAGACUCGGUCAACCGCCAAUCAAUAUCAUCUGUGUUUCAUCCUGACGAGUUUGAAGCCCCUGGUUCUUCUUCUUCUUCCUCGUCCCUACAACAAGAACAGAACGAGUACCACUCAGCACUAGCAGCAGCACCAAAGGGACGUAGCCACCAUCAUCUGGAGGUCCCUAUAACAGUUUCUUCGGGAAUGUCAUCGUCAGCAGCAUCACUUUCUCCAAACAGCAGCACUGCAUCACUGUUGACCAGUCCAAUU